Encephalitozoon cuniculi GB-M1 is the source of this 1212-nucleotide messenger RNA. RefSeq lists its product as uncharacterized. Lineage: Eukaryota; Fungi; Microsporidia; Unikaryonidae. Gene Ontology annotation, molecular function: protein binding. The record is from RefSeq and is marked provisional. The transcript has a single exon. Bases 1 to 1212 code for a protein of 403 amino acids.
AUGGGGGAGAAGUACAAGUUGCAAUCGCUGGGAAGUGAUGACAAGGUCCGAAGUGUUGCAUUUACCAAUGAGUCUGAGAUAACGAUAGGAAGUGGGCUUGAUGCAGAUGUGCGCCUGCAGCAUCCGUCUGUUGAGGAGAGCCAUGUGCUUGUGUACUUUGACCACAUGAAGAUCCGCGUGUUUGGGAACAACGUGUUUCUGAAUGAUGAAGCUCUUGAGAAGGAGUCUGUGUAUGCAUUUCGGUUUGGAGAUGUGCUGAAGAUAAACAGGUACAGGUUUGUGUUUUCUCUGACGGAGCCUGGGGACUUUGUUGAUGAAGACAAGAUUAUCAGAAAGCCGACGAUGGAGCUAAGCUACCUGAACCGAGGGGGGGAAGGGGGAGAGAAGAGAAGUUGCUCUGGGUCACCAAAGAAGAUCAGGGUUGAGAGGGAUAUGGAAGGAAAGGACGAUGUGACUGGAGAUGCGGUUGUUUCUAUUGCGCUGAACAAGGUCGGCGGGGUCAGUGUUUCUCUGUGUAAAGGAGAGGAGAUUGAGGAUGUGUCUUCUGUGAAGCAGGUUCUUGAGGAGCAAAAGGAAGUGCUUAAGAGGGAGAUCAAGGAGUCUAUUGAGCAAUGCGUGGUUGACACGCCUGUGCUCCCAUCGAUAGGGAAGAAGAAUCCCAGGGAUCUUGGAGAGGUGAUGAUAGAGAAGGAGAUUCUGGACAGCGCCGAAAGGAUGGUUGAGGAGAAGAUAAGGAACGAGUAUGUAGAGAUAUCUGAGGGCCUUGACGAGCUAAAACAGAAUGUCAAGGACAACAUCAAGGAGGAGCUGCGUGAAGAUCUGAAGAAGGACUUCAUGGAGGAUGUGAAGGAAGACAUCAGGGACGAGGUCAAGGAGGUUCUGUCAUCCAGCGAUAUGAAGAAUGCCAUUGCCACCGACGUGAUUGGCCGGAUCGAGGCAGGGAAGGAAGAGGGUGAUGAGGCUGGAAAGGAGAAGCCUGAUGAAAAGAGCGGAGGACGAAGAAGAAGGUCGAGCGCCAUGAGGCUUUUGCCACAGGAAGAUGCAGCAGCGACUCCCCGGAAGGCCUCGAUCAGAGGAAAGAAGCGCGCCUCCGAGGCCUCUGAGGGGACAAGCAAGAAAAGAAAGGGCGCCAAGAAGGCAGAGGAGAAAGCGAAGGAUGGGAGCCCGCAGUCUGGAAAGACGAAGAGGAAGGAAGGCAAGAGUGAGGAAUAA